GGCGUUCCGAUUGUAAAUAUAAUAAGAGGUUUUCUUACCAAAGAAAAGGAGUUUCCAUUUAUGGCGGCCUUAGGUUGGGAGUCAACAUUUUUCGAUGAACCCUACGAAUAUAAAUGUGGUGGAGUUCUAAUAACACCGACUUAUGUCCUAACAGCGGCACAUUGUGCUCGUCUAAAUGGAUCUCCACCGUCUGUUGUUUUAAUUGGUGGUAACAAUUUAACCGAUUCUUCCAAUAAACCCAUAGGCGUUACUGAAGUUAUAGUCCAUCCAGACUACAAACGAAAUGAGUCAUAUAAUGAUAUAGCUUUGAUAAAACUUGAACAUUAUGUCAUCGAGAAUUCAGCUUGUCUUUGGAGUCUUUAUGCGUUGGAUAAGAUUAAUUUGACUGCAAUUGGUUAUGGAACCACGCAAUUUGCUGGUCCCACAUCUGAGAGUUUGCUGAAAACAUAUUUAUCUGUGAUACCGAAUAAAAACUGUACCCAACACUUUACAGACGAAACCACAUUGCCUAAUGGUAUACACGAAACUCAGCUAUGUGCUCAGGAUUUUGAAAGGAACAGUGAUACGUGCCAGGGCGAUUCUGGCGGCCCUUUAAUUAUGAAUUCCGUUAAUCCUGAUGGAUUUUAUACACAAUAUGUUGUUGGGAUUACCUCUUUUGGUCGUGGUUGUGCUCUAAAUAUACCCGGUGUAUAUACAAGAGUUUCAGAAUAUAUCGAUUGGAUCGAUGACAUAGUUUAUAAUAAAACCAAAAAUUCUUAA
Molecule: messenger RNA, 759 nt
Organism: Musca vetustissima
Lineage: Eukaryota; Metazoa; Arthropoda; Insecta; Diptera; Muscidae
Product: serine protease snake-like
Exons: 5
Coding region: 61-759 (232 amino acids)
Biological process (GO): proteolysis
Molecular function (GO): serine-type endopeptidase activity
Source: RefSeq, a predicted model, not a curated record